AUGGUAGGCACAGGUGGCCCUGUUGCCACCUUCUCUGUGUGGGACUAUGUGGUCUUUGCCGGUUCAAUUGCGGGCGCCGCCGGCGUCGGCCUCUAUCAGGCCUUCCGAGGACGCGAGCAGAAAAGUAGCGCCGAGUUCUUUUUGGGCGGGCGGCAGAUGACAGCGGUACCUGUGGCCAUGUCGCUCACGGCCAGCUUCAUGUCCGGGGUCACCAUGAUUGGCACGCCGGCAGAGGCUUACUUGUACGGAUCAUCCUUCUGGAUUUUUGGCAUCUCCUAUGUCAUUAUGUCUGCCAUCAGUGCUGAGAUCUUUGUGCCUCUCUUCUACCGGCUGGAGAUUACUAGCGCCUAUGAAUACCUGGAGAUGCGCUUCAAUCGGCUCAUUCGCAUAAUUGGGACAUUCAUGUACACCACGCAGACGGUGUUGUACACCGGCUUGGUCAUCUAUGCUCCGGCUCUAGCUUUGAAUCAGAUCACUGGAAUGGAUCUAUGGGGAGUGCUGGUAGCUACGGGGAUAGUGUGCAUUAUCUACUGCACUUUGGGAGGCCUGAAAGCGGUAAUCUGGACCGACGUGCUGCAGAUGGUGAUCAUGCUGGCGGGUUUUGUAGCCGUAAUAGCGAGAGGUGCCGUGCUUCAGGGCGGCCUGAGCAAGAUUUGGGAAGAUGCCGAAGAAGGGAGGCGACUUGAGGCAUUUGACUUUGACCCCGACCCACUGAAGCGUCACACAUUCUGGAGCAUCAUUCUAGGUGGAAGCGUGACAUGGAUGUCUAUAUAUUCCAUCAACCAGUCCCAAGUGCAGCGCUACAUAUCGUGCAAAACACUGUGCCAUGCCAAGACGGCUUUGUAUUUGAACAUGGUGGGCCUGUGCGUAACUCUGAGUCUGGCCAUGUUAUCUGGUCUCACCAUGUUCUCUAUUUACAAGAACUGCGAUCCUUUCAGUAAUGGUGACGUCCGUUCCACUGACCAGUUGCUUCCCUACCUCGUCAUGGACAUCUUGGCCACCUACCCUGGAAUCCCUGGUUUGUUUGUGGCUGCUGCAUACAGUGGGACACUCAGCACAGUGUCUUCCAGCAUCAAUGCCCUGGUUGCCGUCACUGUGGAAGACUUCAUUCGUCCCGUGUGCAAAAAUCUCACAAUGAAGCAAACGACUUGGAUGAACAUGGGCCUCAGUGUGGCCUUUGGUGCUCUGUGCAUUGGUAUGGCUGGAGUGGCCUCACAGUUGGGAAGUGUUCUGCAGGCAGCGCUCUCCAUAUUCGGCAUGCUGAGCGGGCCUCUCUUGGGGCUUUAUCUAUUAGGGAUGCUUUUCCGUACAGCCAACCCAAUUGGAGGCCUCGUGGGAAUGCUUUUCAGCCUGGUGUUGACAUUGUGGGUGGGGAUCGGAGGUCAGCUCUAUCCGCCGCCUUCAGCUAAGAGAAACCCUCUGCCGGUGACCACCGUGGGUUGUAAUAGCACACUACAGUACAACACGACCACUAUAGCUCCAUGGAGUACUCCGGUCACCCACGUCACGCAACCAAAUGUUAGGCCUCCAUUGGCAGACACGUGGUACUCGCUAUCCUACCUUUACAUCUCCUUCCUGGGUACAUUGAUGACCAUUUUGAUCGGUCUCUUGGUGAGUGUGAUCACAGGUGGCUGCAAGCAAGCAAAGUUGAGGUCCGAAUUAUUUGUGAGGAAAAACGACUUGGUGUGUUUCAGCAACAGUAGUAAAUCAAAGGCCUUAAAGACCGUAAAGUCUGCGUCAGACUUCAACAUGGAAGUGGACAAAUCACAAUUUGUACUCAGCGGCCCGACAAGAAGCUGUAUUCUUGAAGCAACCAAACUUUAA
Molecule: messenger RNA, 1824 nt
Organism: Nerophis lumbriciformis (worm pipefish)
Lineage: Eukaryota; Metazoa; Chordata; Actinopteri; Syngnathiformes; Syngnathidae
Source: RefSeq, a predicted model, not a curated record